Messenger RNA from Pelagomonas calceolata, 2303 nucleotides. NCBI's taxonomy places the organism in Eukaryota, Pelagophyceae, Pelagomonadales, Pelagomonadaceae. The record is from the annotation of a GenBank genome assembly.
CCUGGGAGGCGGACGUCUAUCUACCCUAGAAACACACAUAACACAAGUUUCACGCCGCGCGAACCGCUUCGCGCGCGGCUGUGCUGAUUGUCAACGCCUGACAGCCUUUGGGGGUCUGCUACAGAUAACCAAUCGCCCGGCCCGCUGCCAGCGCAAGUGCUUGCACCUUUCGCCUUUGCGGAGGCAACCUGUGAACCCUGUGCUUGCUCCACAGCGCAUAGAUUUUUUCAUGGCCGCAAAAACUGCGCAAAAACGCGGGGCGCAGAAGCGGGGCGGGACGGUGCCGCCCGCGGCGAUCGCGGCGCUGCGCCGGAUCGCUCCCGCGCACGUGCCCGACGCCGCGCUGGUGGCGCUCGCAAAGGGCGGCGACGCCCAAAAAGCGAAAGCCGAGGUGACGCGGUGGUGGCGCGAGGCCGCGCCGACGCGCAAAGGCCAGUGGUGGCGCGAGCUCGCGGCGUCGGAGACGGACCCCAUUUCGUUGGAGCCGCUCAACCGGCUGCGCGUCGAGCCCUUCGAGAUCGACGAGGACGGCCACAAGAUGCUCUUCGACGCGCGCGUGCUCGCGGCGUACCUGGUCUCCUCGAACGUCUUCGCGAAUCCGCUCACGCGGCGGCCGCUGCGGCGGGAGACGUGCGCCUCGUUGGACGCGCACCUCGAGAAGCACGGCCGCGCGAAGGACGCGACCGUGGCGCGCGCGUUGGACCUCUCGCGCGACGACGACGCGCAACGGAGGCUCCAGUCCGAGAGGCUGCGGGCCGAGUCGCGCCGCGUCCUCGCCGCCUUGUUCGGGGGCGACGCGGAGAGCCUGGGCGCGCGGCAGGUGCGCUUGGCGGAGGACGCGGCGCGGCGGGCGGAACGGGGCGGCGGCGGUCUGGUGGUCGAGGAUGCGGACGUCGGCGUCUUCCAGGAGGCGGCGCCGAGCGCGGCGCCGCGGCCGCCGCCGCCGGACAGCGCCGAGUCGUACCCGGUCCUGGAGAGCGCGACGCGGCGCCGGGACGACGCCGCCUUCUGGGCGCGCCGCGCCCAAGCCGCCCCGCGCGGGCUUUUUUCGGCGCCGCCGCGGCCUGUGUGGAAAUCAACCAGUGCGUCGGGUGCACUAAGUCGUUUCUCGGCGAUGGCGCGGCCGUCCUGGCUCGGUCGAGCGGCGAGGAGCCGGCAUCGCCACGCCGUCGAGCCGGCGUCGCGUCGAUGGCGUGGAGGACGACGCGAUGAUUCAGCACGAACGCGCCGUAAAAUUUUGAUUUCCGCACAGGCCGCGGCCCCGGGCCGCGCCGUCGACGAACGACCGCCUGCUCGCGCGGAACCGGCGCCUCGCGGACGCGUUCGGCGUCGAUCGACAGCGCGCCGCGCAAACGGUCGCGUGGCCGCCGGCGCUGGUCCUCUGCCGUGCGAAAAAUCAACCGGUGAGUCGAAGGCCGUGAAAUGUUGAUUCAUACACAGGUCCUCUGGGCGCAGCGGACGCUCGCGACCCACGUCGACGGUUUGGCCGGGGGCGGCGGCGCGUUGCGCGCGUUGGAGCGGAAGCUGGCGCGGUGCUGCGAGGCGGACGGCGAGGUGCCGCUGCCGGCGCGCGCGACGCGGGCCGACUCGACCCGCGCCGCCGAGGUCGCGGCGCUCUACGGGCUCCGCGCGGAAGAAUACGCCGACGGCGCGGUGCGGUACCUGAGCUGCCGCCGCUUGCCCGGCGCGCGGCCGCCGCAGCCGCUCCUGAGCGAGCACGCCGCGACCGCGCCGCCGCCGCCCGCGCCCGCGCCGACGGCGCCGCCGCCGCCCGCGCGCGCGCCACCGUCACCCACGUCGUGGACCUGCGACCGGUGCACGCUCGUGAACGCGCCCGGCACGACGGUCUGCCAGGCGUGCGACGCGGAGCGACCUCGGGAGGUCGUUCGCGGCGGCCCGCGCGGCGCACCGGCGGCGCCGGAGCCGCCUCCGCCGCCCGAGGCGACGCCUACUACCUGGGAAAUGCUCGGGUCCGACGACGACGACGACGACGAGGCCGACGACGGCGGCUUGACGCGGCCGUCGCCCGCGAGGGUGUUGACCGUCGCGCCGGACGACGUGUGCGUCUGCUGCCUCGAGCUCUUGGCGUUGGAAAACACGAAGGUGAUGGCGUGCUGCGGUACGACCCUCCACGCGCGGUGUCUUUCGGACUGGCUGGCGGCCGCGCAGCGGUUGUCUACGGAGGGCGACCGCGUCGGCGAAUCGGCGACGUGUCCCAACUGCAGGCAGGUCAUCCCGCUCUCAAUCUCCGUGCUGCCGAACCCGCGCAUGCAGUACGCCUAGCCUGUUUAAUGUGACUUGAC